Corticium candelabrum is the source of this 1058-nucleotide messenger RNA. Its product is annotated as fibroblast growth factor receptor 1-like. Gene Ontology annotation, biological process: cell surface receptor protein tyrosine kinase signaling pathway; positive regulation of kinase activity; protein phosphorylation. Gene Ontology annotation, molecular function: transmembrane receptor protein tyrosine kinase activity; ATP binding. The record is from RefSeq and is a predicted model, not a curated record. The transcript has 10 exons. Gene Ontology annotation, cellular component: signaling receptor complex; plasma membrane. Bases 28 to 924 code for a protein of 298 amino acids. NCBI's taxonomy places the organism in Eukaryota, Metazoa, Porifera, Homoscleromorpha, Homosclerophorida, Plakinidae.
UCACAAGAACUGAACGUCCCAAAGGAAAUGCGAAUAGCACGAAAUCACAUUCGAAUGCACAGAACAAUUGGUGAGGGAUACUUCGGUCUCGUCAUGGAGGGUGAAAUAUACAAAAAACAAACAUCAUGGACUAGAGUUGCAGUCAAGAUUUCAAAAAGUCAUGUUGAGGGAUCAAUCAGUUUGGCAAAUGAAGCUGUAAUCAUGGCAAAAAUAGGCAUCCAUGAAAACGUUGUCAGGUUAUUAGGUGUCUGCCAUCACAAAGAUUCACUUCUUCUGAUUAUGGAAUACGCAGAGCACGGCAACUUACGUUCACAUCUUCUCUUGCAAAGAAACACAAACGCCGAAGAAUGUACGCACAGUUGUCCAACACAGAAAGCAUUUCUCCAUGCUCUGCAAGUUGCUAAAGGCAUGGCCUAUAUAACAUCUCACAAGUGCAUACAUGGAGACUUGUCCGCUCGCAACGUCCUUGUUGGUGCGGGCAAUGUACUCAAAGUGUCUGAUUUUGGUCUUGCAAAAGAUAUCCAUUAUUACGAGUUUUACAAGAGAAAGACUCCUGGAAUUGUUCCUUUCAAAUGGACAGCCCCGGAGAGUCUAAUCGAUAAAAUAUACACAGAAGCAAGUGAUGUGUGGUCAUUUGGAGUUCUCUUAUGGGAAAUUGCCACACUUGGAGGCUUACCAUACCCUGGAGUCCCAAUUGAGGAACUUUAUGAGCUGCUCACCAAAAGAAACUACCGCAUGAAGCAACCACCCAACUGUUCAAAGAAAUUAUACAAUUUGAUGGUCAACUGUUGGAAUGAACUACCUAACAAUCGUCCAAGAUUCAGUGAUUUGGUUGGACAAACACAGCAAGCAAUGUCAGAACUGGAAAAAUCAGAUACAUUAAUGCAAGAUGCACAGAGGAGUGGUGAAGUGGUUACUGAGUGAACUGGAUGCACAAUCCGUUUUAAUGUCGUCAUGGGAAGACCUAGAGGCACAAAUCCAUUGGCACUAAAUGUCACAUGUUCAUUUAAAAUGCAUACCAUUAGUGUUUUUGUUUGGUGAAAUAAAACUUCAGUACA